AUGAGCAAGAUUGCGAACAAGGGUGGAUUGAACACCACUCCUCCAAAAUCGAAUGAAGAGCUUCGUGGACUCACCAAAAGCGUACUUCUUAAGGGUCUGCCGGCGAACGCCAGAUAUGUUCUUUUCAAGAAAUCUCUUCCUUUAACUCCUAAAAGCCUCACCCUAUCAACUCGAUUUGGUCUAAAGAACGCUCUUCUUACUUUUUCCACUGAAGAGGAUUGCUCAAAGGCUUUCAACGCUUUGCAGUCAUAUACAUAUGGUGGCCAAAAGCCCUUGGUAGUUUUUGUUCGACCUCGUGCUACAGUUUCCAGAGUCGCCCCUGUCAAACUCGCUUCAAUUGAAUUCUGUCUCGAUGUUACAAACAUUCCCUUCUCCACUACCCUAGAUCGGCUGAAAACAAUCUUUCCUAGGGCUGAAACUAUACUUAUGCGUUGUCGAAGGGAUGGGAAAUUCAAGGGAUCAUGCAUAGCAGUCUUCAGAAGCCAAAGCGAUUUCGAUGAAGCCGAGGCAGUAUGUAGGGAUGAGACUAUAGAAGGAAGGAGGCUCCUCUGCAGUCGGGCAACGCCUGGAGACUACGACAAACUGUUGCAAGAGCUUACUCCAGGGCUAUCGAAAAGAGACAGAGAGGGCUUACAAAUAAAGCUCUUCAACCUACCCUACGGUGUUAAAGAAGAGGAGAUUAAAAAGACCUUCCCAAAAGCGCGGAACAUCUUUUUGCCCCACGACAAGGAAGGGAAGCCCACCGGCAUCGCCAUCUUAACCUUCAAGACGAAGGUCAUCUGUCAAGCCGCUCUCGCACGGGCACGAAACCUUAAGUUUCAAGGUCGACGACUGCGUGCAGAAAUUAACGGUGAAAAAGGCUUUCAUAUGUCUGCUCUAGAUCUAUCAGUGCCUAAGAAGGGUAAGAAGGAUCAUUUAGGGGAGAAGAAGUCCAGAUCAAGCAAAAGCCAGUCCACAAGGCUUCGUCGCGGAGGUGCACGAAACGUCCAGUCGGUUGAGAAGCCAAGGCUUAAUUUAUCCGAAGCACUGCCCACCUCACCGACUGGUGGAGAGGGCGAGAGGGGCGCGCUUGUUUACAAUAGUGAGGUGGACAGCUCCGCUACGGAAUGUCCAGUGCCGAUAGUGUCAGUUUAG
Molecule: messenger RNA, 1134 nt
Organism: Hydatigera taeniaeformis
Lineage: Eukaryota; Metazoa; Platyhelminthes; Cestoda; Cyclophyllidea; Taeniidae
Source: the annotation of a GenBank genome assembly